Elgaria multicarinata webbii is the source of this 7074-nucleotide messenger RNA. RefSeq names its product proprotein convertase subtilisin/kexin type 5 (gene PCSK5). Gene Ontology annotation, biological process: peptide hormone processing. Lineage: Eukaryota; Metazoa; Chordata; Lepidosauria; Squamata; Anguidae. Gene Ontology annotation, molecular function: serine-type endopeptidase activity. The transcript is spliced from 21 exons. Gene Ontology annotation, cellular component: Golgi membrane; trans-Golgi network; neuron projection. The coding region runs from base 652 to 3420 and encodes 922 amino acids. The record is from RefSeq and is a predicted model, not a curated record.
GAGGUUACAGAGCCUGACUGGACUGAGGCGCUCGGCUGCCAAGACUCACACACUGCCUGCUGCUGCUGCUGCUGUUUCUGCUCUGGACAAGUGAGGAGAGCACACCGAAGAGGGAGAGGGGGACGAAAAGGGAGACGGCUGCGAGGGCUGGGAAGAGGCAGCGAGAGAGGAGAGCCCCAGGGAAGGCAAGAGAAAGAGGGAUCCCCCUCCCCUCCCACUCUUCUACCUUGAGACUCUCCGUGGCGCAAGGAAAAAGACUGAAGCCGAAGAAAGUGCCAGCGGGGGUGGCUGGGGGGGGGGAGAGAAUAAAUAAAUAAAGGUUCUUAACUUUGAACGCCUCGAAGCGGGAUUGGGAAGCGUGGAGGAGGCAGCCGCCUUUCGAGCCUCGGCCACAGAAGCCCCCGCCGGAGCUUCAAUGCACUAUUCCAAGCUCUUUCUGGUUUCCUUCUUGAGGUAACUUUUUGGGAGGACUUGUGGCUGCGGUUGCGGGUGAAGGUGCUUGGAGGUGAGCGGGGAGCCUCGGAAGAAGCAGAAGAAGGAGGAAAGGAAGAGCAGAGACAGGCAGCAAGAGGGAGAAGAAAGUUUCUUUCGUGAAACCGGGCGAGCUCUUUCCGUUUUGUUUUUUGGUCGUUGCUUCGCGGAGAGGAGAAGAUGAUGUGGGCGAGCGGCGGCGGCGGCGGCAUCCGAAGCGGUGGGGACCUUCUGUGUCUGCUCACCCUCUUGCUGGGUUUCUUACUGCCCGCCUGCAGGACUCGCUUGUACACCAACCACUGGGCUGUGAGGAUAACUGGCGGGAUCCAAGAAGCCAACAGGAUAGCUAGCAAGUACGGCUACAUCAAUAUAGGACAGAUUGGAGCGCUGAAGGAUUACUACCACUUCUACCAUAGUAAAACAAUUAAAAGGUCAGUUCUCUCAAGUAGAGGUACUCACAGCUUCAUUUCAAUGGAACCAAAGGUGGAAUGGAUAGAACAGCAGGUUGUAAAAAUAAGGAUAAAAAGGGAUUACAAAUCUGGUGGCAUCCAGUCCAUGUUUUUUAAUGAUCCAAAAUGGCAAAGCAUGUGGUACAUGCACUGCAGUGAUAAUACAAACCUCUGUCAGUCAGAUAUGAACAUUGUAGGUGCCUGGAGAAGAGGCUACACUGGAAAGAACAUUGUGGUCACCAUCUUGGAUGAUGGCAUUGAAAGAACCCAUCCAGACUUGGCACAAAAUUAUGACCCAGAUGCCAGUUUUGAUGUCAAUGGUAACGAUAUUGACCCCAUGCCUCGCUAUGAUGCCAGCAAUGAAAAUAAGCAUGGAACCCGUUGUGCUGGAGAAGUAGCAGCUACAGCAAACAAUUCACACUGUGUAGUAGGAAUUGCAUUUAAUGCCAGAAUUGGAGGAGUACGGAUGCUAGAUGGUGAUGUUACUGACAUGGUAGAAGCAAAAUCUCUUAGCCUCAAUCCCCAACAUAUACAUAUCUACAGUGCUAGCUGGGGUCCUGAUGAUGAUGGGAAGACAGUUGAUGGACCUGCUUCUUUAACACGCCAGGCCUUUGAGAAUGGCGUCAGAACGGGUCGAAACAACUUGGGUUCCAUUUAUGUUUGGGCAUCUGGAAAUGGUGGAAGGAGUAAGGAUCAUUGUUCCUGUGAUGGUUACACCAAUAGCAUCUACACUAUCUCCAUCAGCAGCACUGCUGAAAGUGGCCGGAAACCUUGGUAUCUGGAAGAAUGUGCCUCUACACUAGCCACAACUUACAGCAGCGGAGAAUCCUAUGACAGGAAAAUAAUCACUACAGACCUACGGCAACGUUGCACAGACAGCCACACAGGAACAUCAGCAUCUGCACCUAUGGCUGCAGGAAUCAUUGCAUUGGCACUGGAAGCAAAUCGUUUACUGACAUGGAGAGAUAUACAGCAUAUUAUUGUAAGGACUUCACGGGCAGGACAUUUGAUUGCUAAUGACUGGAAAACAAAUGCUGCUGGUUACAAGGUUAGCCACCUAUAUGGAUUUGGGUUGAUGGAUGCUGAAGCCAUGGUGCUAGAAGCAGAAAAGUGGACAACAGUCCCUCCACAGCAUGUGUGUGUUGAGAACACAGACCGGCAAAUCAAAACAAUACGACCAGAUAAUAUUCGUAAUGGACCAGAUAAUGGUGUUCGCUCAAUAUACAAAGCUACAGGCUGCGCAGAUAAUGCCAAUCACCAUGUAAUCUAUCUGGAGCAUGUUGUAGUACGCAUCACUAUCACGCAUCCCCGGAGGGGUGACUUGGCAAUUUAUUUGACUUCUCCUUCUGGAACAAGAUCUCAGCUAUUGGCUAACAGGUUGUUUGACCAUUCCAUGGAAGGGUUUAAAAACUGGGAGUUCAUGACAACUCAUUGCUGGGGUGAAAAAGCAACUGGUGACUGGAUUUUAGAAAUUUAUGACACCCCAUCACAGCUGAGGAAUGUCAAGACUCCAGGUAAAUUGAAAGAAUGGUCCUUAGUACUUUAUGGGACGUCCAUCCAGCCUUACUCUCCAAGAAAUGUUUUUCCAAAAGCUGAACGAGUGCGCUCAAGUCCAAUAGAAGAGCCUACAGAAGAUUAUGGAGCAGAUGACUAUGCAGGGCCAUGCAAUGCAGAGUGCAGUAAAGUAGGAUGUGGUGGGCCAGGACCAGACCACUGCAAUGAAUGUCUACACUAUUACUACAAAUCUAAAAACAACACACGCAUCUGUGUUCCCAACUGUCCACCCGGUCACUACAGUGCAGACAAGAAGCGUUGCAAAAAAUGCUCACCCAACUGUGAAACAUGUUUUGGAAGUCACAGUGAUGAAUGUAAUACCUGUAAACCAGGUUAUUAUAUCAAUGAAGAGUCUAGAAGUUGUAUUACCAACUGCCCAGGUGGUUUUUACCUGGACAAUAAUAGGAUUGUCUGCCGUAGAUGCAGUGAAACCUGUAAGACAUGCACUGAAUUUCAAACCUGCACAGAAUGCAGACAUGGCUUAAGUUUACAAGGAUCCAGAUGUGUUAUCCGCUGUGAAGAAGGAAAAUAUUAUAAUGGCAGGGAUUGUGAGCCAUGCCACCAUUCCUGUGCUUCUUGUGCAGGCCCAGGAGCAGAAGCUUGCAUAAACUGCACGGAAGAGUAUCUUAUGGAGAAUGGAAGAUGUGUGCUGGCUUGUAACAAUGGCUACUACUUCGAUCACUCUCUAGAAAAUGGAUACAAAACUUGCAAAAGAUGUGACCUCAGCUGUUUUGGGUGCAGUGGUCCAAGUGAGAAAAACUGUACAAGUUGUCCAAAUGGCUAUAUCUUAGAUACAGGUCUCUGCGUAGUUGGUCUAGUCUGUAAAGAUGCAACGGAAGAAUCUUGGGCCGAAGGAGGCUUCUGUAUGCUAGUGAAAAAGAAUAAUCUUUGCCAACGGAAAGUGCUUCAGCAACUUUGUUGCAGAACAUGUACACUAAAAGGCUGAAUUGGCACCUUUCUGAGUUCUCUUGCUCCUGUAGACUUAUAGAUUAAUCCAUACUAUUAAAAAUGAAAAAAGCAAACCACCUUUCUCUUUCUCUUUCUAUAACUCCCCUUUGGGGAGACAGUGAACUUUAUGUUGGAACUUAAAAUAGAAAACUACAACAAGCCUACCUUUCAUUACUGGGUGUUUAGAACAAAGCAUCCCGUAUCACAGUGUCAGUAUGGUGUGACCAAAGCAUUUGAUGCCAAAAUUAAAGUUAUUUGAUUUCCUGUCAAUUUAAGGAUGUCCCUGGGUUGUUGUUGUUGUUGUUGUUGUUUUAAAAAAUUAUCCUUUCCUUUUUCCUGCUUGUUUCCCCUUCAAGAUGUGUAGAGCAUUUCAAGAAAACAACACAAGUUUACAUGGAUUAAAAUAGAAGGAAAAAUGUGCUUGCAUUAGUCUUUUUUAUGGUUAUAUAAUCAGAAUGAGGAAGAACAGUAGGUAAUCAAGCAAUCCCUGAAAGAAUUAGGAACAUCUUUUGUUGCAGGGCUGUACGCUGCAACCACUGAAAUGUUAAAAGGCAUAAAUGUUUCUGCAUAAGGUUUCUAGUCAUAUCCUAUGUUGUGCGGUAUUUUUGCAUUAUACUGCAUUUUUUACAUUUGCAAAACUUUUUUUAAAAAAAUUAACCAGGUCAACCGGCAUGUUUUGGAAUCUGAUAUUUUUGUCAUACUUCUUUUUAAUGGCUUUUUGGAAGGUGCAAAGUCCAUAAAACCUUCAGGGCUUUCAUCUUGCUAUGAAUAAACUCCGAAAGGUAUAAAGCCCUCUUGCUUUUAGAAGUGUAGCUUUCAUACUUGAAUAUGGACUGCACCAGUAACUGUAAAAUAUUCAUAUUAUAUAUAUGGAAUUACUUGUUUAGGCAUGGGCCAUGACUUCUGAUCAGUCAAGAAAAAAUAUCAUAAUAAAGGGGAAAGAAGUGUAAAAAGGCCAUGUUAAUUUAAAUGAACAAAGUCAAUCAGUAGUCAACAACCAGGUAAUAUAAUAUAUACAAAUAGAGAAAUAUCAAUAGAUGGAUUCCAUUUCAUCCUCAAAAGGUGUCCUUCAUUAGGAAAAUAUACAUACAUUUAAAAAGACAAAGGAUUGCAUCCGCUGUUAGUCCAUGUUAGACUAAAAUUGGAUACAACCCCAGAACUGCCCAGCAAUCUAUUACUAACCCAGUAAUGUUUCAUUAAUUAUUCAUUAAUAUUACCUACUGCUUGUUUGACUAGUGAUAGACCUGGUUUAUUUAAAUUAAUCAUUUAUUUAUUUUUACAUUUCCCCCUCAACUUUUGUUCUUUUGGUUAAGGUGAGGUUAUUUUAUGCUUUGUUGAGGUUGCCAUGACUUUGAGCCACCAGCACCCAAAUUCAGAAACUCCUUGUGUCAUGGAAACUGUGAUGCGUACAUGGAUUCCCCAUUCACUUCACUGGAUAAAACAGCUCUAUUCCUGCAUCCUUUUAUACAGAUAGAGGUGCCUUUUCUAUGGAAGUGAAAAUCACACACACACAUAUUAUCAUACAUGCAUUAUAAUGUGCAUGCAUACCAUUCUGAAAGAAAAUAUGCAACAGCUUAUACAUGAAUAUGGCUUAUUCUAUAUGAAGCACACCUGAUUCAUUCAUGGUAGACUGUUUUCUGUCCACUAGUUACAUUCUCUGGAUUUGCAAUGGUGUAAAAGGAACAAUGAGAUCCAGAUUGCAAUGGAACUUCUACAAACAUUUGCAUGAUUAGCAUCUAUAACUGGAAUUAAUAUACUGAACCAAAUUCAAUUAUUGAUGUGCAUACAUCAUCAAUGUUACAUCAAAAAUGAAGUAAUUUGGUAAUUGUGCAAUAAUAAGAGAUAACUUAUAGUUUUAAACCAGGUGCUAUUCUUGUUCUACUAUCUUAGGAUAAGUAGAGAAAAUCUCUAAAAGAAACUCAAAACUUCAUACUAGUAUCUGGAAACAGUACUGGAAUACACUUCAUCAAUCUUUGGUGACCAAUUGAUGAGCAAAGCAUUCAUACAUUACAAAAUAAGUUAAACUUCUAAUAGUUGCUUUAUGAUAAAUCCAGCCAUUUUUGUCCCCUUCAAAAUAAUUUCUAUUUCACUAUGUAUAACACUGACAUGUAAAGCAAUUUCAUUUAUAAUGAAAGAAAACAGGGCUGCCUAGCCUCUUUAAAACUCUAUAAUGGACCUGAAGCAUUAGAAAUAAAUGUGGCAGUUUGCAAAUGCUUUCUUUUUAAAGUAAAGCUGAGUUAUUGCAAAAGAUAUCUUUAUGUAGAUCACACAGAAAAUAUUUUUCUGAAAAGAAUAAGCAUUUUUUAAGAUUAAAAUUUGAAAUGAUCUCCUUGGGCCUCAAGUUUUGAAGACAUCCAAUAAUUCUUAAAUAGCUAUUCAUUAUUAUAAUCUUAAACAUAUGAAUAGAAAAGGACUAGGUGCAUACUUAAUGUUAAUGAAGUCCAAACGAUCUUGUCAACUGGCCUUUAUAUUAUAUUCUAGAGAAAACUUUCUGAUUUAAGAAAAAUCCUAUUGCACAACAUAAAAUAAUUAAAAUGUAGAACUAAUUCGAGAGCCUUGUUACUAAGAAUGGUCAGCGGACAAUACAACUCUUCUCUAAUAUACACAAGAUCCACACAAUGUGAAAAAUUGCAUUUGUUCUAAGUAACCUGUAGAGAAUGAACAAGGAAGUUGUUUUUCACAAACACACAAACAGCUCUCAGGUAGCCUACUCCUGUUGCUACAUCAUAAAGAGUGAGCUACAAUACAGAAGGAAAGAAAUGUACAGAGAUUGUGUAGAACUGGUUAUGAAAAUAACUAGAAUAGAAAGAGAGUUCACAAGUAGAGGAACUAUGGUCAAUUAGUUUACUUCAGCUGGUGAUGCUAAUAGUACUUUUGUCUUGCAAGUGGUAAAAAAAAAAUGGAAAAAGUCAGAUGUGGUGUCCCUCAUCCAGCUAAAUUAGUUGUGAUAAAAUCCCAUUGAAAUCGGUGGGGCUUAAAUUAAUCACAAAUAAUUUGUCGAACUUAGUUCAGUGGGAAUUAAGGGUGAUUUACAUAAACUGGGUUGGGGCUGGUGACUGUGUCUUCUAGGAAACCACAGCCAGCAUGAUAUGUUUAAUUCCAUUGAUUCCCAGCUUCUUACUAAAAGUUAUGAAACUAUCACAACUUGUACUGGUUUAACUACUAGUACUGUUUGGACUGCCUCAUUUCUCUACAUAACAUUAUUAACUAGAAAAUAAUGCUUUCAAAGUUUAAAUUAAUGGUAUAUAUAUAUUAUAUAAAUAAAUAUAUUAUAUUCCUUAUUGUGAUAUAAUGUAUUGAAUUGUAAAGAAUUUAUUUGGAUACUUACAAAUGCUUCUAAUACAACUGUAGAGAAGAAUUUAAUUUUUUUUAAAUACUGACACAUUGUUAAAUCCUGAAACAUUUUUACUGAAGACUACUGUACAAGUGUAAAAUGUCCAGUUGUUAUUUGUAAAAUAGGGUAGUACUGUUGUAAUUGAUAUUGGCCAAAAUCAAUGUUAUUCCAUAUUUUAUUUUUUCUAUUAAAUUAACCUAAGUUCUUGUUCUUUUGGUCUAGGAAGCACAUUUAUGAGUCAUACAUAAAAUCUUAUGCUUGAAAGGAGAACUACUUUUCCUGGGCUCCUCCACACACCCCUUCCUCUCCCACCCUCAA